Molecule: messenger RNA, 2247 nt
Organism: Serpula lacrymans var. lacrymans S7.9
Lineage: Eukaryota; Fungi; Basidiomycota; Agaricomycetes; Boletales; Serpulaceae
Exons: 16
Coding region: 1-1794 (597 amino acids)
Biological process (GO): positive regulation of translation
Cellular component (GO): mitochondrion
Molecular function (GO): GTP binding; GTPase activity; mitochondrial ribosome binding
Source: RefSeq, a predicted model, not a curated record
AUGGAGGACUUUCCUUGCGAUGUUAUACGGUACGUGUCAGCUAUACAGCUUACAGGGACCAUUCAGAAGAAGACAUCGGGAAAUAACCAACAAGUUUUAGAUAAACUGAAGGUAGAGCGUGAACGUGGAAUUACUGGUUUGGAAUAUUCAUUUGUUGGCAUGGUUCAUACAGUGGAUGGGAAGUCUCAUCUAUUGAACCUAAUCGACACACCUGGCCACGUCGAUUUCGCGUGGGAGGUAUCGCGUUCAUUAGCUGCUUGUCAAGGUGCACUAUUGCUAGUCGAUGCUACCCAGGGCGUCCAAGCGCAGUCCAUCUCUGUCUUUCACGUCGCGAAAGAAAGAGGUUUGGAAAUUAUUCCAGUGCUUAACAAGAUAGACUUACCUGCAUCGCAGCCAGAAAGGAUAGCCGCACAAAUGCAGUCGACUUUUGGUAUCGACCCAUCGAAUAUCCUUCAAAUAUCUGCCAAGACAGGGAAGGGUGUUGAGGCCGUACUACAAGCGAUAAUCGAAAGGAUACCACCUCCUAAGGGGGUCACGGAUAAGCCGCUCAAGGCUUUUCUUUUUGAUUCCCUAUACGACCGUUACCGGGGUGUGAUCUCGCUCAUAAAUGUCCAGGACGGUAUUCUGCGCAAAGGCGAUAAAAUAACAUCCUGUCAUACCCGCAAGAGAUACGAAGUUACUGAAGUUGGUAUAAUGCACCCUGAAGAAGUUCAUACAGGGACCCUGCAGCCUGGUCAAGUGGGCUUCAUAGCCUGUAACAUGAAAGAAUCGUCUGAAGCCCAUAUCGGAGAUACCCUGCAUCGUACUGGGGAGCCUGUAGAUUCUAUGCCUGGUUUCCAGCCAACGAAAGCAAUGGUAUAUGCAGGGAUAUUUCCUGUAGACAGUAAUGACUUCAUCAAACUAGAGGAAUCGAUUAAAAGGCUUACUUUAACCGACCGAAGUGUUACAAUACAGCGCGAGUCGUCUACAGCACUAGGCCAAGGGUGUCGAUUAGGGUUUCUAGGAACAUUACACAUGGAUGUUUUUCGUCAGCGCCUUGAAGAUGAAUAUGACGCCAACAUCAUAAUCACUGCGCCAACGGUACCGUACAAAGUGAUAUACAGGGAUAGAACUGUCAUGAUCAGUAAUCCCACAGAAUUCCCUGAUGUUACAGAUCCUGCUUCCAAGGUUAAAGAAGUUCAGGAACCCAUCGUCAAGGCUUCUAUAAUUGUACCGGAAGAGCAUUUAGGAGAAAUGAUGGACUUGUGUUUCUCUCAUCGAGCAGAGGAUUUAGACCACCGAUACCUUGAUUCGGGAACUGCAUUAUCGUCCCGUGCUAUAUUAACGUGUACUCUUCCACUGAGUGAAAUAGUCACCGACUUUUUCGAUCAGCUCAAGGGCAGAAGUUCGGGCUUCGCGAGUUUCGAUUAUGAGGAUGCUGGAUAUAGAGCUAGCAAUUUAGCGAAGAUGGUAUUUUUGCUUAAUGGAAAGCCUGUGGAUGCACUUGCCUUGAUCGUUCAUCGUUCGGCACAACAGAACAUUGGUAGAAUAUGGGUAAAGAAGCUACAUAAGGUCAUCCCUCGACAGCUCUUCGAAGUGCCAAUUCAAGCCGCGGUUGGUAAGAAGAUCAUCGCACGAGAGAAUUUAUCUGCGUUGCGUGCUGAUGUCACAGCGGGGCUCUAUGGUGGUCACUACGAACGCAAAAUGAAACAUUUAGAGAACCAAAAGGAGGGUAAACGUCGCAUGAAGAAGUUUGGCACAGUAGAGCUUCCACAAGAGGCCUUCUUUGACAUUCUAGGCUCGAAGGGACGUUAAUACCAUAUGCAAUAAUAAUAUAAUUCUUGCAGUAAGGACACACCUCUGGACAUCCGAGACCUGAAGUGGCAGCCAGCAGAUCUAACAGGAGGGAAACUGUAGAUUAUACUAGUUGGUACUGUACAUGCAAACAGGAUAUACUUUCUCGCAUUUCCACAACAAUCGGAUCCACGAUCGACUUCACUAUUGACUGGUAGAUGAUAAUAUUUUCCCAGCAUCUAGUUUACAAUAUCAUUGUAGAAUCGCAUAAAAAUAAUUCGCAGACUAAUGCUAUCGUACAAUAACCGAACAACAGCCACUGGUUUCUAAUGCGUCGCAUUUGGUAUAGUACCAGCGUUCCAGCGGUAGUAGGAUGCCAAGACUUGACAGGUGAAGGACUGUAUUAGCCUAUGUUAUAGCUCAUGGUCCUCAUCAUCAUAUGCUUCCUUCAUGAGUCGGUAGACGGACGAUGGU